This is a messenger RNA of Sphaeroforma arctica JP610, 345 nucleotides long. RefSeq lists its product as hypothetical. The transcript is spliced from 2 exons. NCBI's taxonomy places the organism in Eukaryota, Ichthyosporea, Ichthyophonida. The annotation marks the transcript as partial. The record is from RefSeq and is a predicted model, not a curated record.
AUGUUUGCGGGAGAACGAAGAGAUCGAGGCGGGACCAGAGGUGGUCAAGCGGAGUUCAAAUGGUCGGACGUUAAGGAUGAUAAGCACCGUGAGAACUACCUUGGACACUCUCUCAACGCACCGGUUGGCCGUUGGCAGAACAAACGCGAUCUGCAGUGGUUUAGCAGAGAUAAAGGGAGCGACGAUGCCGCCGUGGGCAAGGAGGAGCUCAAGCGCAGGCAGGAGAUGACGCUGAUCAAGCAACAGGAGCAGGAGGCUAUGUCCUUGAUGUUGUACGUAUGCGUAAGCAUGAGCAUGUAUAAGUUCUUGGUGGUUGGUUGUGAGUUGCCUAUGCCUUGGAGUGCG